Molecule: messenger RNA, 489 nt
Organism: Acytostelium subglobosum LB1
Lineage: Eukaryota; Evosea; Eumycetozoa; Acytosteliales; Acytosteliaceae
Exons: 3
Coding region: 1-489 (162 amino acids)
Biological process (GO): nuclear-transcribed mRNA poly(A) tail shortening
Cellular component (GO): cytoplasm; CCR4-NOT complex; nucleus
Molecular function (GO): poly(A)-specific ribonuclease activity
Source: RefSeq, a predicted model, not a curated record
AUGGCCAGAGACAUUACAAGAGAGGAAGGAACAGUAUGGUGGCAAUGUGUAACGUUCUAUCGCGCGGAGCGCUUCGAGGUCGUGGCCGAGCAGCUGGUCAACUACCACUACCUCAACAAGAUACUCUCGCCCGAGCAGAUCGACUCGAUCACAUGCGCCAACAAAACCAAGUUACUCGAACUCCUCACGACCAGCAUGUAUCACAACCUUCACUCAAUGCUCCUCCUAAAAGACAAGUCACGCCCCAACAGUCCACCAAUCUUCAUUGGCAAUGUACAUUUGACCAGUGUAUACAAUCAUCGUCCAACUGGUGAGCCACCCUUUACAUGUGUUACAAGACACUUCAAAGGAAACAAUGACCAAAUAUGGAAGACUCCACAUUUUAACAUCAAGUCCAUACUUGAGAUUGGUGAUCAUUAUCCUCCACAACUGCCAUCCACUGUUGACCCAUCAGAUCAUAUCAUGCUAAUGGCUGACUUGAUAUUAUAA